Molecule: messenger RNA, 1311 nt
Organism: Wickerhamiella sorbophila
Lineage: Eukaryota; Fungi; Ascomycota; Dipodascomycetes; Dipodascales; Trichomonascaceae
Product: Asparagine--tRNA ligase, mitochondrial
Exons: 1
Coding region: 1-1311 (436 amino acids)
Biological process (GO): asparaginyl-tRNA aminoacylation
Cellular component (GO): mitochondrion
Molecular function (GO): ATP binding; nucleic acid binding; asparagine-tRNA ligase activity
Source: RefSeq, a predicted model, not a curated record
AUGGCAGCACUCCGGCGGAUCUUGCAGCUGGCAAAGCCUGGCGAAGCUGCCAGGGCCCAAGGAUGGGUUAGCAGUGUUCGCAAGAUGAAAAAGUGGGCUUUUGCCGAUAUCACUGACGGCUCGAGCGUUGAGCCACUAAGUGUGAUUUUGACCCCAGAUCAGGCAGCUAAACUCAGCACGGGCGCCUGCGUAGAUAUCCGGGGCCAGGUCAAAGAGAGCCCCAAAGGAGCUACCCAGGCGGUUGAACUACACGCUGACAGUGUCAAGCUGCUGGGUGAGGCUGACUCGACCUACCCGCUGCAAAAAAAGUACCAUUCCAGGGAGUUUUUACGCCAGUUCCCUCAGUUUCGUUGGAAGACCCGUACGGCGGCCCAAGUUCUGCAGUACCGGUCUUUUGCCAUCAAACAGCUUACCGACUUUUUCAACGAGAAUGAUGUGGUGCAGGUCAACUCACCUAUUCUGACAUCUAGUGACUGCGAAGGUGCCGGUGAAGUUUUCGGCCUUGAAAAAUCGCUUGACUUUUUCGGAAAACAGGCCUACUUGUCAGUAUCAAGUCAGCUGCACUUGGAAGUGUAUUGUGCCGCAUUGGCUCGUGUCUGGAACAUGACGCCUGCGUUUAGAGCUGAGGCAUCAGACACUAACCGGCACCUCAGCGAGUUCUGGAUGGUCGAGGCAGAGCUGGCGUUCUUGGACAGUCUGGCUGAGCUGACGGGAUUCUGCGAACAGAUGGUCAAGGCAACUACUCCUACGGGCUCUAUCAAGCACAGUAUUCUCGCUUCUAAACGAGAUCAAGAAGCUCGGGACCGUCUAGAGCAGCGCUGGGACACGCUGGCGGGCAAGUGGACCACUAUGACUUAUACGGACGCUGUUGAUUUUAUUAAUGCGCAUGGCACUAAGGUGUCUACGGCAAAAUGGGGUGACGGCCUGUCUUCUGAGCAGGAAAAAUUCCUGGCUGGCACGCUAGGCACCCCCGUGGUGGUCACUGACUAUCCCACUGAGAUCAAACCCUUCUACAUGAAGGCAAGCAGCAGCCAAACGGUCGCAUGCUUUGAUAUAUUAAUCCCGGAUGUUGGCGAGCUGGUUGGCGGCUCAAUGCGUGAAGACAACUACGAAAAGCUCCUGGCCAACCUGGAGAAAUAUGACAUGAACCCAGAGAGCAUGUCAUGGUACACCGACCUGCGUAAAUACGGCUCGUUCCCCCAUGGUGGGUACGGCCUAGGAUUCGAGCGUUUGGUCAUGUACACUUGUGGACUCGACAACAUUCGCGACGCAACUGGAUUCAUCCGCGGAUUCGGCCAGCUGCCCUGCUAA